AUGGCUCAUGAAAUCGACUGGAUCAACAGCAAGGCUGGCGUGUGCAACAUUACCUCCUACAAGUCCAAACAAAAGAAAGAGGACUCUGAACGUAAAAUGGUUUGCUUUGUUAAUGUUGCCAACCUGAACACGAGAGAUGGGAAUUUGGGCCGAAAUGUUUUUAGUGACCAACCUGACCACAUCAACGACCCUGCCGGUGAACUCGACUUACGAAACCUGGAGGAGAAGGAGGUCAUUGUAAUCAAGGACAACGAACGAAGGAAAUGCAUGAGUACCGACGGAGCGGUCUGCCUUUUCAAGCCAGGUUCCUCGGAAGGUGUCAAUAUUGUCAACUGGCUCAAUAACGAUCUCCAGAAAUAUGCCUUUGGGUUUGAACAUGCACUAACUCCUUUCAGGACCUCUCAGAAACUGAAGGUGUUUGAUAAGGGAUCUCAGAACAACAAUAACAUGGGUUCCAGCAGUUCAAUGGCAGGAAAUUCAAUGGCAGAAACAGGAAAUUCAGAAGAUCUUGCUUACUAUGCUAACAAGCUCUGUUCCUUAGUGGUUGAGAUGACACGGAAAGAGAUCAAGGAUAGAUGGGAGAAUACGAGAAAAUACCUAUGCCAAAACAUUAAUUCUUAUAACGCGGGAAGGAGAGCUAGUGUAACAGAAAGCAAACCAUCUUCCGAAGACGAAGGCAAGGAGCAGGAAGGACAGUAUGAUUCUACAAGAACAAGAAGAUCAGAAGAUUAUACUUCUGUCAACAAAGGGUUGAUGUUACAUGCAAACCAGGUGGCUUCAGACAUGAUGCUCUCGUUCCUGAAGACCAUAAGUGUCCAGAAGGGAAGACACCCUCCAGCUGCGUGCAUUGUUUUAAAAGAUGUACUUGUGAAUCAUGCCAAGGAAAUAGUCUCAGACUUGAUAGAUUCCUCCAUGAAAAAUUUACACAACAUCACCGGGGCACUCAUGAAAGACUCCGAUUUUAUUUGCGGGGUGAAGAAGAAUCUCUUCAGUGUUGGAAGCCAAAAGUCCACAGAGGUUUUGGAAGCCAUGGUGAGGCGCUUGUUCAAGCUCCUGGCGGGAGAUGACAAGACUCGGGCGCAAAGUUUAGCUUUUACCUCGUGUAAGUUAGGGGCGCUGGGGAACCAGAGAACUCAAGGCAUGCAAUUUGCAUCCCUGAAAAGUGAGUGCCACAGCCAGGGGAAGGACAGAAUGGGGGGACCAGGAGGACCAGGGAAACCUCACGCCUCAGGAAGUCGGGGGCUAGACAAGCAAGUGUCAGCGGAUGUGUAUGGAAAAGAAAUUCUUUUAACAGCCUUAAUGCAGAUACAGCAGCACUUGUUAGAAAAAACCAAAAAAGCCAGAAUCCGGGAAAACCAUGCCAACUCAUGUGGCUAUCUUCACCAUGACUCCACCUACGACAGAAGCAGUGAGAGAAGCCUGAAGCGCUCCUCGAAAUCUUACGAGGGAAGACCAGACUGCGACGGCAGAGACAAAGGCAGCGUCCUGUUGUCUGUGAUCCAGAAGGUCCUCCAAGAGAUUGGUUUCAAUCCCGAGGACCUGUGCAUGGACAAGAACCGAGGCUAG
Messenger RNA from Notechis scutatus (mainland tiger snake), 1566 nucleotides. Its product is annotated as A-kinase anchor protein 4-like. The record is from RefSeq and is a predicted model, not a curated record. Gene Ontology annotation, molecular function: protein kinase A binding. Gene Ontology annotation, biological process: intracellular protein localization. Gene Ontology annotation, cellular component: cytoplasm; sperm principal piece; sperm fibrous sheath. NCBI's taxonomy places the organism in Eukaryota, Metazoa, Chordata, Lepidosauria, Squamata, Elapidae.